AUGCUCGAUGUUCUGAUGCAGGCUCUCUUAAGCAAUCAUUUUAAACACUUUAUAUUGGCGAAUGACAAUAGCAAAACAGGAAAGCAUUACAAUAAAAAGACAAUUGAUCGACUACAAAUAAUGAUCGGCGGUGCAUUGCCAGAGGGGAAAGAAAAAGACUUGUUAGCUAAGAUUAUGGUUGAAAUUGAAAAAUUGUUGGCAAUAUUUUUAACAGAAAAAAAGCCAGAAAGAAAGAAUGUGCUCGAGACAAUUUUUUCGAGUAUGGUUCGUGGGACGUUAAAAUGGAUUAACGGCAGACCAGAAACUGACCUUGCAUACAAAAAACAGGUUCGUGUUGAAUUAGAAGCAAAACCGGUAUCAUUUGACCAACUGAAAACAAUCUACUUCAUUUGUCCGAAAGAGCCAAUACCAGAGGGUGCCAUGUCCCAAAACUUAAGGUUUAAUCACGAUGAAUCAGUCUACAUUGAUUUUUCAUCUCAUUUCGUGCCCGAUAUGACAAUAUUAAACGAAAAAUCGAGUGGAGACCUUGUGCUCAGGAUCGAGUGUCCUGCCUGUUCGCCAAAAUACAGUGCAAAGCCGACAGAAAAUGGACUGAUGAUUAUUCAAGGAGAAAAAACUGGUUGA
Molecule: messenger RNA, 624 nt
Organism: Didymodactylos carnosus
Lineage: Eukaryota; Metazoa; Rotifera; Eurotatoria; Philodinida; Philodinidae
Source: the annotation of a GenBank genome assembly